UAUUACUUUGCGAUCUACUUUAUCAGCUACUGUACGGGCUAAUGUGCAAUUUUCUAGCCAUAUUCUAAGCCGUGUCUGAAUGGUCAUGCCACCAUAUAGGCAUUUGGAUCACGGGCACAGCUUAAUACGUGAGACUGUGUUAAAUGUAAAUGCUAAUACACUGCUAGUGAUGAUGUAGAGCUAGUCAAUGCCUAUGGGAUGGGUAUUCAGAGGCGGCCGAUGUGAUAAAGGCUCGACAAUAUGGCAGAAGGCAAAAAGGAACAAAAUUUUUUAGAUUAUGCUGCCAAUUUCUUGAAAGGUCUCAGCUUGAUGCAGCCUUUGAAUUUGUGCCUGCUGGGUUCGUCGUUUGCCAUGCAGAGGUUCGGAUAUGGCCCUGAUGCGGUAGGAAUAUUUAUUGGCAUGUGUCAUAAUUCCAUGGAACUAUUUUAUUUGUUCUCUGCAUUAGGCGCGUUGGCUAUAUUUACUUCUUUCCAAUCGUACGGUGAAAAAACAAAGAAUAUACAACGGUACUGUUCCAUCCUAGUUUCAUGGAUCAUUGUUGCUGUUAAUGUCGUUAUCCUCAAGGCGUUUGCUUGGGGAGAAGGUAAUUCAAAUGUAGUUCUUUACUAUUGGGCAUUGGUAAUUGCUAACUUCGUAGCAGGCAUUGAUGAUAUGAUUAUUUACGACAUCUCAUCGGAUAACAUACCAUCAUAUGACCUAGGUGCAUCCUGUACCGGAAUAUUCGUGGCCUUGUUGCAUGGUAUCACAAUAUUUAUUUUACACAAGAUUCGUAAGGAUGUCAAUUAUUGGCUCGUGUUAACGAACAUUGUUGUUAUGUUGGCUCUAUCAUUUAUUGUGGCCAUCGUAUGGAGUUAUUAUAUUUCCACCAAGUUAGGUGAUAAUGCAGAAACGCCACAACCGAGUAGUGAAAAUGGAACUUCAAAAUGCAAUGGCCAAUGCUCAUUUUUGAACGCAUAUUGCGGCGCCUUUCCUAUGAUGGCAGCUAGUACCAUAGGCUAUGGGUUUAUAUUUGUAGUUUAUCCUCUCAUCUCUCCAUUCGAGAUGGUAACGUUUGAACACAGAUACCCAAUUCAAAGUCUAUGCACUACCUUUCAAGCGAUUUCUGGUAUAAGUAUAUGGUGCCUUGCUGAGAAAGCAGAUAUGAAAAAAAAGUGGGAAGGUAACAAACGUUAUUAUUACCUACUAUAUCUCCUUCUCAUUCCAUAUCUGGGCAUAGGGAUAAUGUUUAUUGUGAUUAUGCAUUACCCUUUGUCGACAGUAGCGAAGCUUGUCCAUAUGAAGCCUCUGAUUGUAGGAUUCCUGACAGUAUUCUUUUAUUUUUCUGGUAGAGUAGUAAUUAAUUCGUCGACUGCAGCCAUUGAUGGGAAUGCAAAGCCCUCAAAUGGUGCAAGUGAUGGUAAAGAAUGCAAAUGCAAACAUGGCUCCACUUUGUCUUCAGUAAAUUUGGGUAUAAACCUUCUUGUUUUGAACAUUACCAAGUAUAUAUCGGAAGCCUAUAUACAACAAUUUAUAACUACAAGAAAUGCUUACAAACCUGGAGAACCAUGGCCAACUGAAGGAAUGAGCGUAACGGAUGGUUUCCUAUACUGGUUGUUCACCGGUAUAGAAGAAGGCUUUGUAAGCUUUAAGGAAUCGUUUGACCAAAACGUCAAGGGUAAGCUGGAGCAUACCCUUAUGGUAGUCAAUUCCGAGUUAUAAGGAUAGGACUAUGCAUGGAGCACACUAUUUGUGCUUAUGAGCCAUAAUAGUAUAUCGGGUCGGUAACACAUGUAACUUCCCGGGCGUAAUACACAUUAAGCGCCAUCAAUGUGUUACCUUUAAUCAGCAUGGGUUGAUCUAACUUCAACAAUAAUGUGCC
Molecule: messenger RNA, 1858 nt
Organism: Babesia bovis T2Bo
Lineage: Eukaryota; Apicomplexa; Aconoidasida; Piroplasmida; Babesiidae
Product: putative integral membrane protein
Exons: 1
Coding region: 241-1698 (485 amino acids)
Source: RefSeq, a predicted model, not a curated record